Molecule: messenger RNA, 1458 nt
Organism: Penicillium diatomitis
Lineage: Eukaryota; Fungi; Ascomycota; Eurotiomycetes; Eurotiales; Aspergillaceae
Gene: aclA
Product: putative ATP citrate lyase subunit (Acl)
Exons: 4
Coding region: 1-1458 (485 amino acids)
Biological process (GO): tricarboxylic acid cycle; succinyl-CoA metabolic process
Cellular component (GO): succinate-CoA ligase complex
Molecular function (GO): succinate-CoA ligase (ADP-forming) activity
Source: RefSeq, a predicted model, not a curated record
AUGUCCGCCAAAUCCAUCCUCGAGGCCGACGGCAAGGCCAUCCUCAACUACCACCUCACUCGCGCUCCCGUCAUCAAGCCCACCCCUCUCCCUCCUUCUUCCACACACAAUGCGCCUCCUCGUCUGGCCUCCCUCCACUUCCCCGAGGACAAGACCGUCAAGGAGGUCCUCGACCAGGCCGAGGUCCUCUACCCGUGGCUGCUCGUCCCCGGCUCCAAGUUCGUCGCCAAACCCGAUCAAUUGAUCAAGCGUCGCGGCAAGUCCGGUCUUCUCGCUCUGAACAAGACCUGGGCGGAGGCCCGCGAGUGGAUUGAGGCUCGUGCCACCAAGGAGGUCCAGGUCGAGCACGUCACUGGUGUGCUGCGUCAGUUCCUCGUCGAGCCCAUGGUUCCUCACGCCCAGGAGACUGAGAGCUACGUUUGCAUCAACUCCGUCCGCGAGGGUGAUUGGAUCCUCUUCUACCACGAGGGUGGUGUCGAUGUCGGUGAUGUCGAUGCCAAGGCUGAGAAGCUGUUGAUCCCCGUCGACCUCAAGAAGUUCCCCUCCAACGAGGAGAUCGCCUCUGCUCUGCUGAGCAAGGUGCCCAAGGGGAUUCACAACGUCCUCGUCGACUUCAUCUGCCGUCUGUACGCUGUCUACGUCGACUGCCAGUUCACCUACCUCGAGAUCAACCCUCUCGUCGUCAUCCCCAACGCCGAUGCCACCUCCGCCGAUGUCUACUUCCUGGACUUGGCCGCCAAGCUCGACCAAACCGCCGAGUUCGAGUGUGGUACCAAGUGGGCUGUUGCUCGUAGCCCCGCCGCUCUCGGUCUCCCUACCCUCCCUUCCACCGACAGCAAGGUCAACAUCGAUGCCGGCCCCCCCAUGGAGUUCCCCGCUCCCUUCGGCCGUGAGCUGAGCAAGGAGGAGAAGUUCAUCUCCGACAUGGAUGCCAAGACCGGUGCCUCCCUCAAGUUGACUGUCCUGAACGCCAACGGCCGUAUCUGGACCCUGGUCGCUGGUGGCGGUGCUUCCGUCGUCUACGCCGAUGCCAUUGCCUCUGCCGGUUUCGUCAGCGAGCUCGCCAACUACGGCGAAUACUCUGGUGCUCCUUCUGAGGGCCAAACAUACUCCUACGCCAAGACCGUCCUGGACCUGAUGCUCCGCGCCCCCACCCACCCCGAUGGCAAGGUUCUCUUCAUCGGUGGUGGUAUUGCCAACUUCACCAACGUUGCGUCCACUUUCAAGGGUGUGAUCCGGGCUCUCCGCGAGUUCGCCCCGAUCCUGCUCGAGCACAAGGUCCAGAUCUGGGUUCGCCGUGCCGGUCCCAACUACCAGGAGGGUCUGAAGAACAUCAAGGCCGUUGGUGUGGAGCUUGGCCUGGAUAUGCACGUCUAUGGUCCUGAGAUGCACGUCUCUGGAAUCGUGCCUCUGGCCCUGCUCGGCAAGAAGACCGAUGUCAAGGAAUUCAGCGCUUAA